UGCAGCAACGACAAGCUUUACUGGUACCGAAAUCAUCCAACCUAUCUUCGGGUCUCCCGCAAACAUUGAUUCCGAGUCGAAAUCCAUAUAUUUACUUUACCGCGUCGGCUGAACGCAACUACCGCCAACGCCUCAAGAUGCCGUAUUCACACCACAGCCAUUCGGGGCAGUUCUGUGGGCACGCGAAGAAUACCCUCUUGGAAGUCGUUCAAGACGCAAUAGCGAAGGGUUUCCAUACAUUCGCCUUGACCGAACAUAUACCUCGACCAAUUGAGGACUUUUACCCUGAAGAGGCCGACAGCCAUACGGCUGAGUCGCUUGCGAAGCUUUUCGAUGACUACCUAGUUGAAGCAGAGCUCGCGAGAGAGGCAUAUGCGUCCCAAAUCAAGCUUCUGAUAGGCUUUGAGUCCGAAUGGAUCCGUCCAUCAACGCACCAAAUAAUACAAGGUAUCAUGGAAAGAUAUACCUUCGAUUUUUUCAUGGGAUCAAUACACCAUUGCCACACAAUUCCUAUUGAUUUUGAUCGAGCUACAUACGAGAAAGCUCGAGAUGCAGCGGGUGGAACCGACGAGCAGCUUUUUGAGGAUUAUUUUGACGAACAGUACGAAAUGCUCCAGGCCCUCAAGCCGCCUGUGGUCGGACAUUUCGACCUGAUCAGGCUGCUCAGUGAUCACCGAGACGCCGACUUCAAGGGCAUGGAUGGUGUCUGGAAACGGAUGCAGCGCAACCUGGAAUACAUCGCCUCCUACGAUGGAGCUCUAGAGCUGAAUUCGGCAGGCCUCCGCAAAGGUCUUGCUGAACCUUACCCUUGUUCGCCUGUGUGCCUGGCCUUCCUUCGCAUGGGCGGUCGAUUCGUCAUGAGCGAUGACAGCCACGGCAUUGAUCAAGUCGCUACCAACUAUCCUCGCUUAUUGCAGUAUAUACAGAAGGUCGGUAUCAGCGAGAUUUUCUAUGUUGAUAAGGAGGCUGCGCCCAACGACAGUCGGUUUUCUGCAGGAUUCUCGAGCAUCACCGUGGACAACCUUCUUCAACUGCCUUUUUGGACAACGGCGCGGUGAAGUUCCGACACAAAAGUGUUAUACGCAGUAGAGAUUUUCGAGGCAGCGCAUCUAGAACUAGCCGAAGGAAGAAGAUACCUUGUUCAGUCUCUGC
Messenger RNA from Paraphaeosphaeria sporulosa, 1152 nucleotides. Its product is annotated as histidinol phosphate phosphatase H. Lineage: Eukaryota; Fungi; Ascomycota; Dothideomycetes; Pleosporales; Didymosphaeriaceae. The coding region runs from base 138 to 1058 and encodes 306 amino acids. Gene Ontology annotation, molecular function: histidinol-phosphatase activity. The transcript is spliced from 3 exons. The record is from RefSeq and is a predicted model, not a curated record. Gene Ontology annotation, biological process: L-histidine biosynthetic process. Gene Ontology annotation, cellular component: cytoplasm.